AUGCUUAGAUCUUCAACUCAAAGAGUAGUAUCUGAUGGCGAAGAUCUAAUUAACGAGGCCAGCCGUUUUCGGGCGGUGAUCCGACAAGUGUACAACGGCCAGGGCGUACUCGGAUUUUGGCGUGGAAACGGGCUGAACUUGCUCAAGUCGUCGCCUGAGUUCGCCAUCAAGUUUAGCGUCUACGACUACACGAAGCGCCGGCUGAAGGCCUUCCGGGACGAUGGCCACUUGAACGCCAUAGACAGAUUUGUGGCUGGCUCGAUGGCUGGUGUGGUCGGCCAGACAUUUCUGUACCCACUCGAUGCACGUAACUCAACUGUUAUUAAUCAUAUAUAUUUAGAUAUAUUAGGGUAA
This is a messenger RNA of Diuraphis noxia (Russian wheat aphid), 354 nucleotides long. Its product is annotated as mitochondrial adenyl nucleotide antiporter SLC25A23-like. Lineage: Eukaryota; Metazoa; Arthropoda; Insecta; Hemiptera; Aphididae. The record is from RefSeq and is a predicted model, not a curated record.